AUGAAAGACAUGGAAAGCAUUCCUGGACCAAAACCCCUGCCAGUGGUGGGAAAUCUGUUCGACAUCGACCUCGAGAAUGGCCUACAAUCUAUUAUCAAGAUGGCGCACGAGUUUGGGCCUCUCUUCCAAAUCACCAUCAACGGCCAGAAACAGAUCUUUGCCACGAGCCAGGCUCUGGUCGAUGAGCUUUGUGACGAAACCCGCUUCCACAAAGCCGUCAUGGGUGGAAUACAAAAGUUAAGAAUGCUGGCUAAAGAUGGCCUAUUCACGGCAUACCACGGAGAGCGCGGUUGGGGCAUUGCCCACCGAAUUCUGAUGCCUGCUUUUGGCCCGCUGCGGAUCAGGGACAUGUUCGAGGAUAUGAGCGAUGUUGCGCAACAGUUGUGUUUCAAGUGGGCCCGCCAGGGAAGUUCGACGAGUAUCAAUAUCUGCGAUGACUUCACCCGCCUCACAUUAGACACCAUCGCCCUCUGCACGAUGGGCUUCCGAUUAAAUAGCUAUUACAACAGCAAUGCAUUGCAUCCGUUUAUAGAAUCCAUGCUAUACGUGCUGAAGGAAGCCGAGCUCCAGUCUACGCUCCCCGGGGUUGCAAACUGCAUGCGUGUCAAGGCGCAGCGGCGCAUGUCCAAGCACAUCGACGCGAUGAGAAGCAUGGCCCGAAAUCUCAUCGAGGAGCGCAGAGCCAAGCCCGAGCCGGUCGACGACCUUCUGAACACACUGCUGAACGGACGGGACCCAAUCACUGGUGAAGGUAUGAGUGAUGAUUUGAUCAUCAGCAACAUCAUCACGUUCUUGAUCGCAGGCCAUGAAACCACCUCCGGCUUGCUGUCUUUCACAUUUUAUUACCUGUUGCAAAACCAAGAUGUAUUAGAGCGGGCCCGGAAUGAAGUUGAUGAGGUUACCGGCGUGGGACCGAUCACGGUACAGCAUCUCGCAAAGCUUCCCUACAUCGAUGCAAUUAUGAAAGAGAGUUUGCGCCUGAUGCCCACCGCCCCGGCCUUCACCGUCACACCGCAGAAGCCGGAGGUGCUGGGCGGUAAAUGGAUGAUCAAUACUGGAGAUUCCGUCAACCUACUGUUGCCUGUGUGUCUGCGAGACGAGACCGUCUUUGGGCCUGACGCGGGGGAGUUUCGCCCGAACCGCAUGCUGGAAGAGAACUUCUCCAAGCUCCCACCCAAUUCGUGGAAGCCCUUUGGCAACGGUGAACGCGGAUGUAUUGGCAGGGCAUUUGCCUGGCAAGAAGCUCAACUGGUGGUUGCCUUAGUCCUUCGAACGUUUGACUUGGCAGCAGAGGACCCUUACUACAAAUUGCGCAUCAAAGAGACCCUUACCAUCAAGCCCGAUGGCUUCCGGAUCCGAGCCACUUUGCGUCACGGCAAGAGUGCCACGGCGCUCUCCCAGCAUAACAUAUCGGUAGGCGCUGCUGCGAGCCCGGCAUCGUCAACGUAUCUCGCUGGGAACGAGAACGGCCGGGAUGCAGCGGGAGGUCAGCCAGUUUCCUUCUUCUACGGUUCCAACAGUGGAACAUGCAAAGCUCUCACCCACCGGCUAGCAUCAACCAUGAUGACCCGUGGAUUUACCGACCAGAAUAUUGCCCCACUCGAUAGCGCCGUAGACAAUCUGCCGAGAGACCAGCCAACGAUUAUCAUAACCACCACCUACGACGGGCAGCCCACGGACGAUGCGAAGAAAUUUGUCGCCUGGCUCGAAAGCGGUAAUUCUCCGUCUCUUCAAGGCGUCUCAUACGCAGUUUUCGGCUGUGGCCAUCAAGACUGGACCAAAACAUUCUAUCGCAUCCCGAUCUUGAUAGACAACCUAAUGUACAAGGCUGGAGCCACGCGGCUCGCAACGCGAGGGGCAGCCAACGCCGCCAUCAGCGAUCUCUUCUCGGAUCUCGAAGUGUGGGAGGAGACCAAUUUACUGCCCGGCCUCCGGGAGAGUUUCUACCCGCCCAAUAACAGCAACUUCGUACCAUUGGAGCCGCACCAACUCCAGAUCAGCAUCAACAAGCCCACAAGGGUGGGUAUGCACCGGGACCUUAUUGAAGCCAAGGUGACUGCCAUCCGGACGCUGACCAGCCCCGGGGCCCCGGAGAAGCGACAUCUGGAAUUCUGCAUCCCAGGCGAAACUACCCUCCGCCCAGGCGACCAUCUCAACAUCCUCCCAGUCAAUCCGCCCAGCACGGUUUCGAGAGCGCUGGCUCGAUUCAAUCUCGCACCGGAUCACAGCAUCACAUUCGAGUCGUCCAAUGCGCUCGAUCUACCCCAGGCUACACCCGUGUCAGCGGCCGAACUGUUCAGCUCAUAUCUGGAGCUGUCUCAACCGGCAACGCGGAAUAACCUCAAAGAACUCGCCUCAACCACACCGUCAGAUGGAGAAAAACAAGAGCUGCUCCAUUUAUACGAUUCUUACGAUUCACUCAUCCGAGCGAAGCGUGCCUCGGUCUUAGAUCUCCUCGAACAAUUCACCUCAGUGACACUUCCUAUCACCACAUUUAUCUCCAUGCUCCCCGCUCUACGCGUUCGCACUUACUCCCUCUCCAUGGCCCCCUCCUUCAAGCCCUUACACUAUUCGCUCACCUUCUCCGUCAUCAACGAGCCAGCAUGGAACGGCAAUGGUCGGUAUCUAGGCGUCGCAUCGAACUAUCUCGCAUCGCUGAACUUAGGGUCCAUUCUCUACAUAUCCCCACGACCCGCCAAAGACGCCUUCCAUCUCCCGACAGACCAGUCGAGCAAACCGAUCAUCAUGAUCUGCGCAGGCAGUGGCCUUGCCCCCUUCCGCAGCUUCAUCCAGGAUCGCAUGUUGUGGCAGCAACAGGACAAAACACUCGCUAAGGCGCUCUUGUUCUUCGGCUGUCGCAGUCCGCAGCUGGAUGAUCUUUACCACGACGAAUUAUCCCAGUUCGAAGCCGCGGGUGUGGUUGAGGUCCGGAGGGCGUACAGUAAAGUCCCAAAUCACUACCUUGCCAAGGGAUGUCGCUAUGUGCAACACCGGUUGCUCACAGAAACCGAGACCAUCCAGGAUAUGUGGGCUCAGGAUGCGAUAAUCUAUGUCUGCGGUUCGGGGAACUUGGCCAAGGGGGUCAAGGCUGUAUUGGAGAGUAUGUUGGGAACAUUAUAUGAGCGAUACAUUACGGAGAUUUUCUAG
This is a messenger RNA of Penicillium expansum, 3147 nucleotides long. Its product is annotated as bifunctional cytochrome P450/NADPH--P450 reductase. The record is from RefSeq and is a predicted model, not a curated record. Lineage: Eukaryota; Fungi; Ascomycota; Eurotiomycetes; Eurotiales; Aspergillaceae. The coding region runs from base 1 to 3147 and encodes 1048 amino acids. The transcript has 5 exons. Gene Ontology annotation, molecular function: aromatase activity; heme binding; NADPH-hemoprotein reductase activity. Gene Ontology annotation, cellular component: cytosol.